CCUCUGCCUCUGCCUCUGCCCACGCGGUGAGUGCUCACUGACACCCCUCCCCUCACAGACGGCCGCACCAAUUCGUCCACAGUGCAGGACCCCACCCUACACUCGACCUUGCUGCUCGCUCGCCUCCUUCCACGGACUUAGCUCCCUGAUUUCUCUCCCGCCUUCAGAUUUCAAUUGCACAUGCUGCCAGUGCACAUUUAAAGUACUUUUACUUACUUUCUCUUCCAAGGCGUUGUGUUGUGCUGGUCCGGGGGAGGCUGAAAUAGAGAGGAAGAAAUGAGCAUCUUCUCCUGUUCGUCUCUCCAAGCGUUGUGCUUGUUCCUUCUUCUGUGCUUGUGGGGAGGAGUGGAAGCGACCACGUUCACGCUGUACAACAAAUGUCCCCACGUUGUAUGGCCAGGCAUUCAGCCUAGCGCAGGGAAGGCCAUCCUUGCCAGGGGAGGUUUCCGGCUACAGCCCAGGCAGGCGGUCUCCCUUCGGGCGCCAGCGGGCUGGUCCGGCCGCAUCUGGGGCCGGCAGGACUGUGCCUUCGAUGCGAUGGGAAACGGCCGGUGCGCCACCGGCGACUGCGGAGGGCUGUACUGCAACGGGAACGGCGGGGCUCCGCCGGCGACGCUGGCGGAGAUCACCUUGGGGGCGAAAGACUUCUACGACGUGAGCCUGGUGGAUGGCUACAAUCUGGCGGUGGCGAUAGCGCCGGUGAGAGGGAGCGGGAAGUGCAGCUACGCGGGGUGCGUGCGGGACCUGAACCAGGUGUGCCCGUCGGGUCUACAGGUGAGGUCGAGGGACAACAGGGUGGUGGCGUGCAAGAGCGCGUGCUCGGCCUUCAACUCGCCCAUGUACUGCUGCACCGGCCGAUAUGGAACGCCCCAGGCCUGCAAGCCCACCUCUUACUCGAGGCUCUUCAAGGAGGCCUGCCCACGAGCAUACUCCUACGCCUAUGAUGAUCCCACCAGCAUUGCUACUUGCGCCGGUGCCAGCUACAUCGUCACCUUCUGCCCACAUCUGUGACCGUGAGAAUCAAAUAAAAGGUGUGGUUAGUUAAUAUAUAGUAAAUACAUAUAGCACGCAGAAUGAGGACAGGUCGUCUCUCUCUGCAGAUCCUUUUCUUGUCUUGGUUGUGCUAUAUUGGGUGAUGGUGGGAAUGUAUUGGCAUUUUUAUGUCAAAGGGUACAAUCUUUUUCAGUUUAAAUCUUUCCAUGAAAUAGUUACAUUAA
This is a messenger RNA of Nymphaea colorata (pocket water lily), 1217 nucleotides long. Its product is annotated as thaumatin-like protein. NCBI's taxonomy places the organism in Eukaryota, Viridiplantae, Streptophyta, Magnoliopsida, Nymphaeales, Nymphaeaceae. Gene Ontology annotation, biological process: defense response. The transcript is spliced from 2 exons. Bases 277 to 1011 code for a protein of 244 amino acids. The record is from RefSeq and is a predicted model, not a curated record. Gene Ontology annotation, cellular component: extracellular region.